CGUCAUCUCCGGCGCGCGCCGGCCGGGACCCGGAAGCAAGGGAUGGCUGAGGUGUCGCUUUGCUCCCGGCCGGUAUGUGGCCUGACGAAGCAGGAAAGAAACGAUUCAUACAUAAUAUGGUUUCCUUUGGAACUCUUUAGGAAUGCAGUGUAUGUUAAACAGUUCCUAUAUUCCACCAAGAAGUCACUACAUUUCAGUGUGCCUGUUUGUACCAAUGAUUCUGGGGAUGAUGCUUGUGCCUUAUGAAUCUGUGACAUGCGGCUGAUAUUAGAAGACUAACUCAUUCCACGUCCUGUUUGUCCUGAUGAAACUGUCCCAAAAUGGGUAGGAUCAGCAUCUCCUGUCUGUUUCCUGCUUCCUGGCACUUCAGCAUUUCUCCAGUAGGCUGUCCUCGGAUGUUGAACACCACAUUGCGACAGAUUAUUGUCAUCGGUCUGCUUGUUGCUGCAUUUUUCUUACUGUACUACUCAGUUGUUAUAAUCAGGAAUAAAUACGGCUACAGGGACAGAAAGCUGUACAGGUACCUUGCUCGAGUAACUGAUACAGAAGCCACGGAUACCAACAACCCCAACCUGAACUAUGGCAUCAUGGUGGACUGUGGCAGCAGUGGAUCAAGGAUCUUUGUGUACUGUUGGCCAAGACACAAUGGCAAUCCUCAUGAUUUGUUGGAUAUAAAACAAAUGAGGGACAAAACCAGAAAACCAGUGGUUAUGAAAAUUAAACCAGGCAUUUCAGAAUUUGCUGCAUCUCCUGAAAAAGUUAGCGAUUAUAUUUUCCCUCUUCUGAGCUUUGCCGCAGAACAUGUACCCCGUGCAAAACACAAAGAAACACCUCUCUACAUUCUCUGCACAGCGGGAAUGAGGAUCCUGCCGGAGAGCCAGCAAAAGGCAAUAUUGGAAGACCUGCUUACUGAUAUCCCAGUGCAUUUUGAUUUUCUGUUUUCGGAUUCUCAUGCUGAGGUUAUUUCAGGAAAACAGGAAGGUGUAUAUGCUUGGAUUGGCAUCAACUUUGUCCUUGGAAGAUUUGAGCAUACUGAUGAUGAGGAUGAUGCUGUAGUGGAGGUGCAUAUUCCUGGCAGUGAAAACAAGGAAGCCAUUGUCCGAAAGAGGACUGUGGGUAUACUUGACAUGGGUGGUGUGUCAACUCAAAUAGCCUAUGAAGUCCCUAAAACUGUAAGCUUUGCCUCUUCACAGCAGGAGGAGGUGGCCAAGAACCUACUUGCAGAGUUUAAUUUGGGAUGUGACGCUCAUCAAACAGAACACGUGUACAGAGUCUAUGUUGCAACUUUCCUCGGCUUUGGGGGGAAUGCUGCACGGCAGAGAUAUGCAGACAGCAUAUUUGCCAACACGAUAUUUAGAAACAGGCUUCUAGGCAAACAGACUGGUUUGACGCCUGAUACCCCGUAUUUAGACCCUUGUCUGCCUUUAGACGUUGAGGAUGAAAUCCAACAGAAUGGGCAGAAGAUGUAUCUUCGUGGGACGGGAGAUUUCAACCUAUGUUGUGAAGUUAUUCAGGUUCUUUUGAAUAAGACAAAUGAAACUCAGACAUCUUUGAAUGGUGUUUACCAGCCUCCAGUGCACUUUGAGAACAGCGAGUUUUACGGAUUCUCAGAGUUCUACUACUGUACUGAAGAUGUGUUACGAAUGGGGGGAGAGUACAGUGCUGCUAAGUUUCUGAAAGCUGCGAAGGACUAUUGUGCCACAAAGUGGUCUGUGCUACGGGAACGUUUUGACCGUCACCUGUAUGCAUCACAUGCUGACCUUCAUCGAUUAAAGUAUCAGUGCUUUAAGUCAGCCUGGAUGUAUGAAGUGUUCCAUAAUGGCUUCUCUUUUCCCGUAAACUAUGGCAACUUAAAAACUGCGCUGCAGGUUUAUGAUAAAGAGGUGCAAUGGACUUUGGGAGCCAUCCUCUACCGAACACGAUUUUUGCCUUUGAGGGACAUCCAACAGGAGAACUUCCGUGGCAAUCACUCCCACUGGCGCAGCUUCUCUUUUGUUUACAAUCACUACCUGUUCUUUGCCUGCUUCUUCGUUGUGCUGCUGGCCAUCCUGCUCUAUUUGCUGCGGCUGCGACGGAUUCACCGGCGAAUGCUGCACAGCAGCCAGUCCCCUUCCCUCUGGAUUGAGGAAGCCCUCCCACCACAGAAGAUCCCAGGAGCCUUAUAAGUUGUUGGUUGCUCCUUCUAAGACUUGCUCAAGAAAAAGCCAUUGUUUUGCCUCAGGGUUCUUCUCUUGUCCCUAGAAACCACUAUGCCACAACAUGGGAAUCUAGGGGAGUAUCAAAUGGAAGACUGAGGAGCAGCUUAACUAGAUGAUCAGCCAAAAUUAUUUUAAAACUUUUAUCAUAUAAUGCACUUUGAUUUUUUUUUGGGGGGGGGGGAGCAGAAAAGGUGAGACAGUGGAGACUUGAUGCCAGUAAAUGAAUAAAUGGGAAAGUAGCAAUCUGACUUGUGCCCAGUAACUGUGAUUGUUCUGUCCAUAUGUGAUAAACCAGCUCUUUAAAGUUCUUACAUGAACUGAUCAUGUGGCCCCCAGGAGUUUCCCAUCUGGCCCUGUAUUCUACCCCUUAUCAUACAGUUGAGGUGUUCUGAUUCACAAGCAAAGGGCUUUUUCUUUCCUACUGUGAACAUCAACAGAGGCCUUGGCAGAGUUCUCCCUUGGUGGCUCUCAACUUCUCAUUCCCAUGUCUUGCACAGGAGACUAAAGCAUGAAAGGGAAUCUGAAUGCUGCCCAGGGGUGUGGUGGGGAGUGGAGCCCUUUUCUCUGUGCAAAUGCUUGAUGUGCAUAAUAAGGUGCCGUAUUCUCUGUUGCUGUUUAUGUCAGGGAAUAGAUGGUUAAAGAGUCCUUUACUUGCCUGGGCUUGUGUAGGGGUGUGUGGCUGGUCCUUCAGCCCUUACUCCAUUUAAAAUGGAAUUCCUCAUUUAGAAAAAUUGUUGACCAGGGCAAUGGACAAUAGAGAUUCUGAGCCUCAAUCAAAAAAAGGAACACACAGGGUUCUUCUGAAAAACUAGCAAUGCAACUUGUUAAGAUGUGAUGCCUACAAUGUUCUUGCAAUACUGUGAUAGAGAAGUCUGGUUGGCUGUUGUAAUCUGUGUUGUUGCAAAAUGCACUGUCCACACUGCAGAGCUUGCUUUGCCAGGAGUCCUCUUUGUGUCUGGCUAGCAGUGUCCUGCUGUGGCAGAUGUAGUGUGUGGCAUUUAAGCUUUUCGACCUGAUGGUGAUUCUCAGUGGUUCUGUAGCAAUGAAGAAUUGGACAGGGCUGAAACAGAGUCUGUUGUAACAGCAGCGGAAUAGGAAUGUGGCUGUCACUUCCUCAUUUCUGGCUAUAAAACGUUACUUGAAAACCUGUUCAUAAUUAAAAGUGGCAUUUAUGUGAAAAA
This is a messenger RNA of Heteronotia binoei (common prickly gecko), 3379 nucleotides long. It is a transcript of the gene ENTPD4, whose product is annotated as ectonucleoside triphosphate diphosphohydrolase 4. Gene Ontology annotation, biological process: nucleoside diphosphate catabolic process. Lineage: Eukaryota; Metazoa; Chordata; Lepidosauria; Squamata; Gekkonidae. Gene Ontology annotation, molecular function: nucleoside diphosphate phosphatase activity. The transcript has 14 exons. The coding region runs from base 321 to 2165 and encodes 614 amino acids. Gene Ontology annotation, cellular component: membrane. The record is from RefSeq and is a predicted model, not a curated record.